Messenger RNA from Pocillopora meandrina, 17990 nucleotides. The record is from the annotation of a GenBank genome assembly. Lineage: Eukaryota; Metazoa; Cnidaria; Anthozoa; Scleractinia; Pocilloporidae.
CGUUAAUUUGUGCAAUUUACCAUGGCGGGACGGAUACAUUUAUAUGAUAGUGACAAAAAUAGCCGGCACAUUACUUAGAAGAAGACUUCCCAUUCGACUGACUAACAACACUUCAUUUCUAUUCUCCAAAAUGCCUCCAACUAUUAGAGUAAACGACCCUUUAAUUGACUCCACAGGUAAGAAAGUGAAAUUGUAAAAAAGAUUCUUUUUUUAAUAUGUUUACGAUGCGCAGCUGUUCUCUGACCUUGAGCUGUUGUUCGUUGGGAUGUUUGUUCCAUCAGACUUGGCAGCAGAAAUAGAAGCAACCUUAAAGCAAAGAAUAAUGAUCCUUGAUGGUGGAAUGGGGACCAUGAUCCAAAGUUAUCAUUUGGAAGAAGAGGAUUUUAGAGGUAACUUCAGUUUUCUGAUACUGAUAGUUGGCCCAGUAACAGAGCGAAAAAACGGUGUGUGACGUAACUAGUGAUCAGAAUUCGAUCUUCUUUUAGGGGUAUUUUUAAUCUAAAUUUGUACAAGUAGUUGGAUUGUUCAAUUUUCCAGUUUACUUCAAAGGCUUUUUGUUAUCACUGCAUCAAAUAAUUCAGUCGAAUAGGCCUUGUUCUAGGUAAUUGUUGCGUUCAUCUGUUCAUGUCACGCAAUGUUGAAGGUUGUGCAAGUUUACCAUAGAUCAUUCAGUAAAAUCACUGCACGAAUUAUGUGACGACUGAUUGAUACCACGGUUUUAGAAAACUGACAAAAGUAGUAUGGGAAGAAUAUUAAGAAAUCGAUGUCCUAUGACUUCCUACGGUGUCCCAUGAAAACGUAAUUUUGUCCUCGUAGAGAAAAAUUAGGAUCGUACAACUGAGAAAUCGAUAACUGUGCUAAAGUGUGUAAGGCUUGACUUAAUUACACAUUUAGACAAAGCAGAAAUUCUCAGCCGUGAUUUAAUGCACUAUUUGUUUAGCCGAUCUGCCUCUUGAAGGGCAUUUGUUGCUGUAAUUUUUAUGUUGUAGUUCAACUUUUUUUUUUGACAUAAAAAUUUCGAAACCACUGUGUUAUUAUGAUCUUUUGGAUUAAUAGAAUAAUUACCUUGACAAUUCGAAUCUGCGUCGAUAUGUGUCUGUGCAUUAAUAGAUCACAAAUGACAUCAAAAUGAGGUAACAAUAUGUCAGUGAUGUUCUUCACCCUUUAACUCCCAUGAGUGACCAAGACAGAAUUUCUCUUUACAAUGUCAAUACAAUAUCAACCAGAUACGCAAUAAGAAUAAAGAAAAAUAUCAAUUUGGGACUGAUUAGUUGAUUCAAUAUUAAAUUCCCUGAACUAACACUAAGAAUUUUAUGGUUGACAGUUAGGAGAAUUACAAAUUUGAUCUGGGAGUUAAAGGGUUAAGGCAUUUUAAGGUCUUCUGUGAUUAAUCAUUAAAAGUUUAAUCAUUAAAGUGUCACACAGCAAAAUGGAAUAUAUUUGUUUUGCAUUGUAAAGAAGCAAAAUGUUUUAAUGGUAACUUUAUCUAGGUGUCUGUCCUCCAAGACAUUAUAAGCAUGAACCAAUCAAAUUUAGUGUAUAAUUCAGUUUAUUAUAAAUCAGCUGUAAAGAGACUUACAAGCAAAGCACUGUUUAAAGUUUAAAUGCAAGUAUCCAAAACCCUGUGCAUUCUAAUAUCAGCAUCCAUAUUCUCCUCAUUGUCCUCUUUAUUUUUUCUAUGGUACUGACAAGGAAAACAGUCAUGAGCUCCUUCAGAUAUUGAUCAAUUCCUUUAUUCUUCUGAUCUUAUGUUUGAUUCAACAGUGAUCAUGUGUGCAGAUUCUCCACAUUGUCCUCCAUAUGUUUCCUAUGGUACUGACAAGGAAAAUCAGUUUAACAAUCAUGAACUCCUUCGGAUAUUGAUCAAUUUCUUUAUUCUUCUGAUCUUAUGUUUGAUUCACCAACAAUGAUGUAAGGAGAAAUUAGAUGCUAGUCACUCUGAAGGUUAAAGAGUAAACCUUGCACAUAUUAUUAUUAUUUUGUUUGUGAACUGUCGUUUAAUUUCUUGAUUGCAGGAGAAGAAUUCAAGAAUCACUCACACAAUUUGAAGGGAAAUAAUGACUUCCUAAGUUUAACAAGACCAGAUAUUAUAGAGGAGAUUCACAGGGUAUGGCCAAAUAACAUGUAAACUCUGUUAUUGCUUUGUGUAGAAAAAAAUUUUUGAACAGGAUAUUUUAAAUGAAGUGAAGUAUUGAAACUUUUAUAUGUUAUGUUUCUUCCCAUUCUUUAGAAGACAAAUCUAAGUUGUAAGGAAGAUUAAUAUUUAAAUACUUCUGUUAUCCAUGAUCAAAAAUUCUUUUUUUGGUUAGUUGUGAAGUUGUUUGUAAAAAAGAAUAUUUUAUUAGAAUUUAUUAAUAGCAGAAACUGUUGAAGGGAUAGAUGUGUAAAGGAAACUGCAAGCAAUGAAUUGCUGGGAGAGUAUUGGGCUGGGCUGGGGUGUUCAUAAAGUAAUUCCUGUGUCAAUUAUAUUAACAUAGAGUGUAAGAUUAUCUCCAAUGAAUUAUAUUAAUUACAGAUCCACCUUAACAUACUUACAUGUUUAAAUUAAGUUCUUAAGCGUGUUAUCUAUCUCUGUAUUCACUCCAGGGUUACUUAGAAGCAGGAUCAGAUUUUAUUGAAACCAAUACUUUUAGUGGAACAUCAAUUGCACAAGCAGAUUACGGAACUGAAAACUUGGUUAGUGCAAUUCUGCUGCAAUAAGUACAGAUACCAAAUGAACACUGUAAAGAAUGUUAGAGAACUAAAGGCUGUACCUUAAAUUAACAAUCAAAAUUUAUUGUUAACCUAUGAUAAUUGUUGGUAAUAGUUUUGAGGAAUAUUAAUUGUUAAUGAAUGACAAAAUCAUCAUCAUGAUUUAUAACUCAGAUAAUAAUGAUUUUUAUUUGUCAGUAACAAUUAUUAGUGUUAUGAUAUUUUUAUUAUUUUAGUCUGACAACUAAUACAAUAACUGUUUACCUUUCUUUUAUUAGGUGUACAGAUUAAACAAAACAUCAGCUGAAAUUGCUAAGAAGGCAGCCAUUGAGGUUGCUGUUGCCACAGGUAUAAAGUCCAUCAGAGAAUAAUGCUUGAUGUUGUUAAGCUUAUUUUCAUGUGUUUGGAAAAUCUUAGUUGAUUGGCCAUUUCACUUUUUCCCAACUUUCUCAGAUUUUGUGGAUAUAAGGGAGAUUGACACAUGUCUUUCCCAAAUCCUUCCAUAUGCCAUUUUUAUUAUUGUGUAACUCAGGGGUAUUUUAGCUAAGCAGCUAAAGUGCUACUAGCAAGUUCAAACUAUUGCCAAUGUCCCAGACAGUGGAAAUUGAAGUUUUCAUACAUUGUGAAUGAUUGCCAAUUAUUGUCGUUGAAAUUUGGGGCACAUCAGGAAAAUAGAAACACUACCAAUUUUCCAGAUUUGUCACCAACCAUCCCAGACAGUUGGCAAUCUCUAUGGUUUCAAGUUUCAUUUGUCAGAAUAAUCUGGGAUUUUCCUGACAUGAAAGCCAAACUUUACUGAAAGAGAACUGCUCCCUCACUUUUAAUUCAACAUUUUUGUUUGAUGUGAAUUAAACAUUUUUUAGUUGCAGAUUGAAGUUUAUGAAAUGUAUACUAAAUGUCAAUGAAUAGUUUCAACUGUUUACUCUAAUUUACAAUUAAUAAAAUAUUUUUAGGUGUGAAAAGAUAUGUGGCUGGUGCAAUAGGUCCAACCAACAGGACACUUUCAAUCUCACCCAGUGUUGAAAAUCCAGGAUACAGAAACAUCAGUAAGUCUAUUAGGCCUUUAACUCCCAGAUCAAAUAUGUAAUUCUCCUUUCUGUCAACCAUAUAAUUCUUAUCAUGUUAGUUCAGAGAAUUUAGUAUCAGAUCAGCCAAUUAUCCCUAAAUUUAUAUUUUUCUUAAUUCUCAUCACUUCUCUGGUUGAUAUUGUAUUAAUAUUGUAGGGAGAAAUUCUGUCUUGGUCACUCAUGGGAGUUAAAAGGUUAACACCCAAACAUCAAUAUACACAUUCUCCACAGUGCCCACUAUUCAUUUCCUAUGAUAGGCUGAGUUGGAGAAUUUCUUUAACAAAAAGACAUUCUUAAGUUGGCGAUUAUUAUUUUUAUUCUCAUGACCUCGUUGUUUGAUCCAAUGGCAAUAAUGUGUGAAAAUUUGUCAAAAUUGUCGAAUCAACUCAGCUGAUUAUGCUUACAUUAAUUUGACUAGAAAUUGUCAAUUCCACCAAGCUGAUUUUGCUUUGAAGAAUUUGACUAAAAUUCACCAAAAUCGUCAAAUCCAUGAACAUUCACUUUGGCUGACAAAAUUUUGUCAAAUCUGCCAUUUUUGUUACUGCAUGCAUUUCUGGACCUAUGCGAUACAUUGAGGAGUAAUUGAAGGCUAAUAACUCUUAGAGCUUAAAGGGUUCUUGACUAUCCUUUUGCUACUCUUUGGUCAUGAAAUGCUGUAACUAAUUGAGGCAAGAUUAUAAACAAAGGUCUUUUUGUUUCCAGACAGUAGAUGUAAGACAAUAUGUAGACAAAUGGUUUGUGUACAAGUUUGUUUUGUUUGUUCAUCAACUGAACUAAUUGUUUUUUUUUAGCCUUUGAUCAGUUGGUAGAGUCCUAUGCAGAACAAGCCAGAGGACUUUUGGAUGGUGGUUCCGAUGUUCUUAUGGUGGAAACAAUAUUUGACACAGCAAAUGCUAAGGUAAACAGGACACAUAUGUCAGUGUGGUUGUACUGUCUUGAGAUUCAAGUCUGCCUAAAGGCAACCUCCAAAAUAAAUUGCAUUUUUGCUGGUGAGGUUUUUGAACUGUUUGCUGGUAGUUAAAAAAAAAAAAUGACAAAUACUUGAUGAACUGUUGCUUUUGCUCAUGGUGACUUCAGCAACUAACAAAAAAUAAGGGAAAACUCCAAAGGGGAGUCAGAAGCGACAGCAUGCAAAAGCUUGUCAGGGGACCUUCACCUGUGCCUGUGGCUUUUAUUAUAUUUUGAUUUUUGGAAGGUUUCUUUUGACAACAAGUGCCACAGAGUAAUUCUGUAGUUUUUGUAUCUUGAUUUAACACUGUAACUCCCACGAUGCAAGAAGUCAUUCUCCCAAAUGGGAAACUAGACAGGAGAAUUCAUUUUGAAUCAUAACAAGCCUCUCUUUUCUAAUAACCUGUUUCCUAGAUAAUGUAUCUGAACUGCAAUGGGAAGUUACAAGUUAAUUUACAAGGUUAAAAACCUGUGUUAAAGUUUUAAACAUGACUAUUUUUCAGGCAGCGUUAUUUGCUAUUGAGCAGCUCUUUGAAAAGGAAUACAAGCCAGUUCCAAUAUUUGUAAGUAAUCAUGAAAACAAAAUGUGUGGAAAUUUUAAUGAUUAUUCUUACAGACAGGCAUGUACACCUUCCAUUGACACAUACAAUUAUUGAUAUAAAAUAUUUUAUUUUAUUGACAGUAUGAGGUGUGGUUGAAAGGAUUAACUUGUCUUUGACAGUUGUCAGUGGCAUAUUUUGGUUCACCAUAUUUAUAAAUCAUUUCCUUUAGGUGUCAGGCACAAUUGUGGAUAAGAGUGGUAGAACAUUAUCUGGUCAAACCACUGAUGGGUUUGUGAUCAGUGUGUCCCACUCCAAGCCUCUGAGGUAGGUUGAAGAAAUGGGGACUGUAGAAAUGCACAAUGGGGACAGCAAUGAGAAUGUAGUGAAACAAAAGAUGUAAUGAGCCAAACGAUAGCAAAACAUGUGCGUUUUAAAACUUUGUACAUUUCGUAGCUGUCUCAUACAGGAACAAAAGUGUAAAAUCAUCAAUUUUCACUUCCUCUUAGCAAGGAAACCUCAACAGCAAUUUAGUCACACUUCAACUUUGAACUCAACACUACAUAUAAAUGUUAUGUCGAUGUGAAGAUGUCAUGCUGUCAGAAAUGCAGUGAAUUAGAUUUUUUCAACCAGUACUUGUUGCCAUAAUGACAUCCUCUACUCCUGAAGAACAAUGCGCAUGUAACAGAUGCUUCACAAGCUAAUUUUAACCCCUUAACUUCCAUGAGUGACCAAGAUAAAGACCCCAUCCAAGCCCCUCCUCCCAAACAAAAAUACCAAAUUUAUUAGAUGAUGAUAAAAAUUAAUGUCUAAGCCAAGGGGGGGGAAGAGGAGGGAAAUCAUCUUGUUGUGGGCAUUAAUGUUUCUGCACUUGUUUAUUUGCAGCAUUGGACUCAACUGUGCCUUAGGAGCUACUGAAAUGAGGCCAUUCAUAGAAGCCGUGGGCUUGUGCACAACAUCCUAUGUUCUCUGUUAUCCUAAUGCAGGUAAUUGGAGGACUUCAAUUUAUUUUUUUUUCACAACUUUGGUGAGGGUAGGAACCCCUUUACACCCUAACAUAAGUAUACAUAAUCUCCAUACUGUCCUCUAUACAUUUCCUAAGAUGCCAACAAGUAGAAUUAGUAGAGCAAUCAAGAGCUUCUUUAGUUGGCGAUCAUUUCCUCUCUUCUUGUGACCUUCAAAUGUUUGAUUGAUUGACUAACGAACUAAUCAACCAAAGGCAACUGACUUUGCGGUUACCCAGCUAAGCAAGAACUAUCCAAUUUUAAACAAAGUAAAAAUGACUGCAUGGUGUAAAUAAACGAUUAUUUGCCUUAGGACUGCCAAAUACUUUUGGAGGUUAUGAUGAAACACCAGAGAUGACAGCAGAACAUUUAAAGGUAAACCAUGUGUUAACACAUAUCUUAACAGCAUGUAGAUACACUAUCAUCUUCUUCUGUGCACACCAUUCUAUGCCUUAAUUAUUUGCACAGAAUUAUUAUUAAUCUUGUAAUGACCUUAGUGUGCCUUUCAAAAAUUUCAGAAUUUUGCUAAAGAUGGUCUUGUGAACCUUGUGGGAGGCUGUUGUGGUACAACACCAGCUCAUAUCAAGUAUGUACAUUAAUUCGAUAAAAGAUUUAUUGAUGCAUUAGUGCAACACAAUUGUCGCACUAGUCUGUUGUAAACUUGGUCAUCAAUGUUGCAGUGUCUUCCAAGGUACAACAUGUUUUUAGAAUCAGGAAACAAUCUCUUGCCAGACCACCUUCCCAAUGGGACCUGUCACUUGAGAGGCAAAUUGCUAUCCAGUGCACCAAGUUUACUUAGCAUUUUUGACUACAAGAAUGUGCUUUCAUUAAAAAGGCCAUAUGUGUGAAAUGUAACUUUUGCUUAACCAAAAGCUAUAAAAAACAGUGGACUUGAUAUUUCACCCUGCAUAGUUUGUUUUCCAAGUUCUCUGGCUUUACAUUCUCUCUGACUGCAUUAGUAUAGAAUUUGCACUACUGGAAACAUGCAUUCUUGCUAACUGCCAUAUUCUUUGAUACCUUAGUAAAAUCUCUUUGAUGCCAUUCCAUCGUCAUAAUCCUGUGAAAUUAAAUCUCUUCAAUGCUGGCUGCUCUAACAACUCUUUAUUAAAAUUUUUAUCUUAUUUUGGUUUAGAGCAAUAGCUGAGGCAGUUAAACCUUUCAAACCAAGACCAUUACCAGAAGAUCAUUAUGCUAAUGCCAUGAAUCUUUCAGGUACGUGUCUUUUCUUGAGCAACAAGGAAUUGCCUUGCUUGUACCUGUUGAACUUGCUUUUUUUUCUCAGAGUAAAUGAAAUUUCCUUUGGUGGCAUUUAACAUGUAGGUCUUGAACCCAUGAGAAUUACACCAGACACCUUGUUUGUAAACAUUGGGGAGCGUUGCAAUGUUGCUGGGUCCAGGAGAUUUUGCAGGCUGAUUAAGGAAGGGAAAUUCGAGGUAAGGAAACUGAAUUAUGUCAACCAGACAAGGUGAUCAACACUAGCUUCUUAGUUUCUUCAAGCACUGAAAAAUUUGCCACUCUUGGAUGUAGUAGUUGUGUAUUUAUUUUUUAAGCCUUUAUUUCUCUGUAUCACACAGGAAGCACUAGCUGUAGCCAAGCUGCAGGUGGAGAAUGGCGCCCAAGUUUUAGAUGUUAACAUGGAUGAAGGCAUGUUGGAUGGAGUGUCGUCCAUGUCAAAAUUUGUCAACUUGAUUUCGUCAGAACCAGAAAUUGCAAAGGUAUCAGUAUAUAAGAUUUGAAUACUUAUUGACUUUGGAAAAAAGAAUUAAAAAAAUGAAACUAAAACGAUAAAAAUGGCUACUUGAAGUAUUGUUUAUGUUCACAUCUCUUUGCACAUUUUUAAAAUGUAUGUUUUGGUAGUAUUCUAAGAUUUUAUUGAAUAUUUUUCCUGCAUCCUUCUUUACUUUGUGUUAUAUGUUUGUUUGUUUGUUUAUAUGCAUUGUUCCUAUCGUCUUCAUAUUGUUUUUGCCCAUUGUAAUUUACAGUUUUACCACUGCAGUGAAGUGAUAUAUCGAGCCGUACUUACGGUUAUUGUCAUUUUUUUUUCUGCACCAGGUCCCUCUCUGUAUUGACUCGUCCAACUUUGACGUGAUAGAGGCUGGGCUCAAGUGCACUCAGGGAAAAUGUAUCGUGAACAGCAUCAGCUUGAAAAACGGAGAGGAAGACUUUUUGGAGAAAGCAAAGAUCAUCAAACGUUAUGGUGCUGCUGUUGUAGUGAUGGCAUUUGACGAGGAAGGACAGGUAAGCGCUGCGGCUGGGAAUAGUUUUCAUUUGACUAUACAUCUAGUCAAUCAGUACUUCAGAAAUAAUUUGUUGACAAUUGACUCCUUUGUCUUACAGGCUGCAGAAUUAGAAGACAAGAUCAAAAUUUGCACUCGUUCUUACAACUUACUGGUGUCCAAAAUAAACUUCAACCCCAAUGACAUCAUCUUUGACCCAAACAUUCUCACAGUUGCCACAGGAAUGGAAGAACACAACAACUAUGGAAAGUACUUUAUUGAAGCCACCAGGGCUAUAAAGGUUCGUGUUUUUAUGGUUAUCGUUAAGCUAGAUGUAAAGUAAUUUCGUCAUUCAUUUUUCAAACCGUGGGUUGGAACCAGCUAUUUACACAUUCGCGUCCACUUAUCCAAAAUGGUAAUUACAGUUCACAUCAUAAAACGUGUUUACAGAAAUCUAGAACGUAAUUUGUACAAGAUUAAAAGAAAUUGAUUUACCAUGGAUUUUAUUUUCUUUCUAGCAAACCCUUCCAGGUGCAAGAGUCAGUGGUGGCCUCUCCAACUUUUCCUUCUCGUUCCGUGGAAUGGACGCAAUAAGAGAAGCCAUGCACAGUGUAUUCCUGUACCAUGGGAUUAAGGUUAAAUUAAAUUCCUAAUGUAAUCCAUGGUUUAGGCAAUAUUGAGUUUCUUUCAAAUCUCACCUCAAAAAGAGAGCGUUCCAAAGAUAAACGGGGAGAAAUAAUGAUCAAAAAUUAAAAAAAUUAGUACAGUUGUUAAUAGUAGUUUGAGUCGUGGCACAUCUUGGUCCACCGAUUCUUAAAGGACUGGUCCCGGAGAGAAAGGCAAACCUAAAAACCUAGAAAAAAUCUGUUACCGAAGGACACGAAACAAUUACAAGCUCAAUCCAUAUUUGACUCGCCUGUAAGCACGCUCCUUUUAUUAGCGCUGCAGAACGUGCGUUUCUCCACCGGCGGAGAGAUUUGAGACGAGUGGACGAGAGUUUUUGGCACUGCCUGAAAAUGCUAGACCCCUUGUCGACUUCUCACCAAUUUCCGUCGCUCAAGGCCUCGUACUUUCCCGCCGGCACGCUCGUGCCGAAGGAUUAUAUUUGACAUCAGAUCCAAGAAUCAAACACUGACCAGUUAUGGGAGGGAAGUACUCCCACUCAGUGACAUCCUAGCUCUGCUGAAGAUUUCUUUCUUUAUUUGCAGUGAGGUUUUUACAGUCAUGAUCAUGUGAUUUUCUUGCAGGCUGGCUUGGAUAUGGCCAUUGUGAAUGCUGGUAAUCUGCCUGUGUAUGAUGAUAUCGAGCCAAAGCUUCUACAAUUGUGCGAGGAUUUAUUGUGGAACAGAGAUCCAAACAGCACUGAAAAACUGCUGCAGUAUGCUCAGGUACGUAUACUUUGGUGUAUGAUAAGAUAAUUUGGUUUUAUCAACUGAGUUGAUGAUGCGAAUGGGCCACCGUAAAGAGUUUAUAAGCUAACCGGCGUUUCGAGCGUUAGCCCUUCGUUAGGAAUGAUUCGCUCUGACAGAGGGCUUACACUCGAAACGUGAGCUCUCUACGGUGACCAUUUUGCAUUAUCAACUCAGUUAUCAAAACCGAAUUAUUUUAUUAUUAUUAUUAUUAUUAUUAUUAUUAUUAUUUGAAUUAUCUCACCCCUCGAGUAUAAAACAAGAAAUAAAUGUCUCUGUCUGGGGUUUUAGUGAGAGCCGGUUAUAGGAGGAGUAAACUCACCCCUUCCCGAGGGGAAAGGGGCCUCACCUUCAUUACCACAGCCGCCUAUUAACCAUGGGUAGAUGCUUAUGGGAAAAGUUAGUGAAACCUCUGUCUAUAUGAUAUUUCUGUGAUGCACAGGGAAUGGGCAAAGGAGCGAAGAAACAGGUAACCACAGAUGAAUGGAGAAAUGGAAACGUGGAAGAGAGGUUGGAGUAUGGCUUAGUGAAGGUAAUAACACAAAAACAUUAGUUUAACUCUUUACACCUUAACAUCAGUAUACAAUUUCUCCAUACUGAUCUCUAUACAUUUCCUAUGGUACUGACAAAGUGAAUUUGGUUAACAGUCAAGAGCUUCUGUAGCUGGUGAUCAUUUCUUUUAUUCUCAUGACCUCAAUGUUUGUUUUAAGGGUGAUACUGAUAGGGGAAAAUAGUUACUGAUCACUCUUUAAGGGUGAAAGGGUUUUGAAACAAGCAAUUGUUAAAUGUGAAAAAGUGAUACAAUUUAAUUUUGCAAUCUUCUAGGGCAUCGACAAAUUUGUGGUAGAGGAUACCGAGGAGGCCAGGCAAUGUUCAGAGAGAUAUCCCCGUCCGUUGAACGUAAUCGAAGGACCAUUGAUGAAGGUAAGGUUUUGUCACAAUUCAUUGUCCCUAAGUCGGUUGCUGAAAACGAGAAAAGAAAAAGGUGGGACAUCUUGAUAGCAAAUUAUAGAUGACUUACUUUGGGUCGAGGAUCCGUCGUUAAAACUGACCUGUGACUUCUGUUUCCUUAUAGGGUAUGGGAGUGGUUGGAGAUCUGUUUGGUGCAGGAAAAAUGUUCUUACCUCAGGUAGGAAGAGCAAAUCCACUCCGUUUCAAAAACAUAAAGAGACAGACUAAUAAGGAAGGACUGACUGUCUGACUGACCAACUGACUGACUGACAGGCUGACUGACUGACUAAUUGACCGACUGAUAAUUGACAGUUUAAUAAUUCAUUUCUCUGAAGCACACCGUAUAAUAAAAAAUCAUACUGCGUUCAACAGGUUAUUAAGUCAGCUCGUGUUAUGAAGAAAGCUGUGGGUCACCUGAUCCCAUUUAUGGAAAAGGAGCGCGAGGAGAAACUGGCCGAGAGGGGAGUUGGGCCCGAAGAUGACCUUUCGGUAAGUAUGAGUCCCUAGUAUCACUUAAGUAACUUGAGCUCAGUAUACUUUUGGCUAAUGGAACCCUGUUAUGGAGCGCUUCAAGUUUUCAUGUCGCGGUGGAAAUCAAAGACGAGAUGACAAUGAAAAAAAAAAAGCUUUGAAUCAUUACAGUCAGUCAAACCAAAAGGUGAUGGUAGACAGAAAAAUUGAAAAAAGAAGGAAUCUGAAAAGGCUCCGUUGGUCGUCAAACAUUUCAUUUCUCGGAAAAAUACUUCUAGUAAUUAUUAUUUUAUUCUUUAUUUGUCUGUUUUCAGAGCCGUUACAAUGGAACAAUUGUCUUGGCUACUGUCAAAGGGGAUGUACACGAUAUUGGCAAGAAUAUUGUGGGAGUUGUGUUGGGCUGCAACAACUACAGGUAAAAUGAUACACGAUUGUUCUUAAUUUAAAGAAAUUACAAGGAAAUUGUUUUAUAACUUUUUCUCGUCUUUAUUGUCUACAGGGUUAUUGACCUUGGUGUGAUGACGCCGUGCGAGAAGAUCUUACAGACCGCGAUGAAGGAAAAGGCCGACAUUAUUGGUUUGUCAGGUCUAAUUACUCCGUCACUGGACGAAAUGAUUCACGUCGCCAGAGAGAUGGAGAGACAAGGUCUCAAAAUACCACUGCUUAUUGGAGGAGCAACAACUUCCAGGUAAUUUUUCUUUGUAUGAGCUGAAUGCAGGCGACACUGGGCAAUUUUAGGCGCAACAACUUUGACCGAAGGCUAUACGAUGGCAUUUUCUACUUUUGUCCAUACACUGGGCAUCCUAAAAGAUUUUCGCCUAUGGCCUUAAUUGACCCAUAAAAUCUUCUGUGUGUCACUGGCUGAAAGUUAAGAAUUCAAUUUGAGCUAGAAGUAUAAUUCUGUAUUACUUCUCUACACUUUGAUAAGCAUUCCGUAUUUCGCGGUUUUGUUUUGGUUUUUUUUUUAAUCCAGGACGCACACGGCUGUGAAGAUCGCUCCGCGUUACACGGAGCCUACUGUCCAUGUUCUCGACGCUUCCAAGAGUGUUGUGGUGGUAAGGCAGCUUGAUCGUACUCUUACAUUUCGUGUUGUGUUUCGUGGCUUUUUUUUUAUCGAUUUGUAACUUGAUAAUCUGUUUGCAUAGUGCUCAGCGUUGAUUGAUCAGAGCGCUAAGGAGGACUUCAUGGAAGAAAUCAAAGAGGAGUACGAAGAGAUUCGAGACGAGCAUUACGAUUCUUUAAAGGUGAGAGAAAUGUCACUGGGUGUCACAAUAACACCCACCAAGGUUGCAGUGUUCGUCUCUUUUCUCUCUACAGGGGAUUCAGCCAAGAUGCUACGUCCUUAAUUUGUUUUGGUUUAGAAGGAUUAGAAGUUGAAUUGGAUGCAGACGUGUUUGACGUGUUUAAAAUCUAUGUCACAGUAUCACUAAGGUAUUUCAACACUUCCCUUGAACCUCCGAGAACUUGAAUUCUCUUAAAAAUCGCUCAGAGAGGGUUUUUCUGUAGGGAGAAGCCUCUGCGUAAGAUUUGGGGGCGUAUACUUCUUUAUCUACCCUUCAAAUUUGAUACGUGAAGCGCUACUACCUUUGACUGGCAAUACGUUUUGUUUUUCGUUCAUGAAAGAAAGAAGGAUUAAAACCUCUUAUCUUUUUUCGGCUUCAUAUUUCAGCACAUUUACUAAAAUGGUAUGAUUUUUUUCUUUCUUUUUGGCAGGAUCGCAAGUAUUUGUCCCUUGAGAAAGCCCGCACGAAGAAGUGCAAUCUGGACUGGGUUGACUUCACUCCAGGUUCUUACUUAAAACUGCUUUACAAAUAACUUGAAAGUAUGAUUCAGUCCUUUCCGAAAUUGGAACGUCGUUGUUGUGUAACAUAUAUUGUAGCUGGUUUUUGUAGAUAUCUUCAGUAAACAGAAAAUUUCUCUGCUUGAAGCUCCAUUCAAGGAUUGUUAUCCAAUGACACCUUUGAUUGGCUGGUGCUCAGAAAGAAACAGCCAAUCAGAGACGAUGCGCAGAUCUCUAGAGAGCUACGUCAUCAGCUGUUUUUCUGGUAAAACUUUUCAAGGGGAGAUAAACUCGAAUUUUUUUAACAUAACUGAUUUUUUUCCUUGUUUUUCAGUGCGGCCUUCGUUCUUGGGUGUCAAGGUGAUCGAUGAUUGCGAUUUAAAUGAUAUUAUUCCUUAUAUUGACUGGAAACCUUUCUUUGACGUAUGGCAACUGCGUGGAAAAUAUCCCAACAGGGGGUACCCUAAAAUCUUCCAGGAUAAAACUGUCGGUAAGUGUAAGAAUAUGAAACUUAAAACUACCUGAAACUUAAAAUUUGUAUUAUCACCGAUUGUUUCAUUUUUGUUAGGUGUUUACUCGUCUUCCAUUAGUGUCCUUUGUCCCAGUUUUUCUUGUUAUAUUUAUUUCAUAUGGUAUAUAUAGUAAUUUAUUUGGUUAGUUGUCUAGUUUUAAAAUGCAACAUGUUUUCGUAUUUAUGUGGUUUGGUAUCCAUACGAGUGAUUAGCGUUUACGUUCAACACCGAAUGUAUUGGUAUCCAUACCACACCGAUUAUUUGGCAAUCAGGUAAUGAGAAUUCUCAAACGUAUCAGGUUUAAGUUGUUAUCUUGAUCCAACACCAAAAUCUCUUAAAUGGUUUACAAGGAAAUGUGAAGCCGCUAGAAGGGAGAAUUAACAAUCAGAUCUUGGGAAUUAAAGGGUUAACCUUGGAUUGUGUUUGCUUCCUCCUCAGGCGAAGAAGCCAAAAAAUUGUUUAACGAUGCCCAAGACAUGUUAAAGACGAUCCUUGAGACGAAAUCACUUCAACCGACUGGAGAAGUGGCCUUCUUUCCAGCUAACAGUGUCGGGGAUGACGUUCAUAUUUUUGAGGACGACAACAAACGAGAGGGUUCCCCACGGGCUGUGUUCUACGGCUUGAGACAACAGGUAGGCAAGCGCAGCGUGCAGACUCUCUCUGACCUCGAGAUAACACUUUGUUAAGUAGAAGUCUUCGUGCCCUUUUAUGGAAAUUUCAAUAACUAUACCUAGUAUUUAAGCUAUGUUAUUUUAGUAAGUAGUUAGUUCGUUCUUCUUAACUUUCCCAUUGUAUUAGCUCGGAACAAAAGAAAAUGUUCGCCCUACCAAGCCGAUACAGAGUUGUCACUUCGUUUGAUAAAGAAAAUAUACGUGAAAAGAGGUUUCGUUUCAUUAAGGAACCAUCAAUGAUUUAUCACCUGUUGGGUGGAGGAUUUUGGGGCGGGGGGGAUGGAGGGGAAUCAGUCGUAGCUAACAGAGUAUAAAGAGGGGACUAAAAUAGUUGACUGCCAGUAAGGGGGGGGCUUAAGAGGGAUCAGGUAAAUUUAAUUGUGACAUUACCAAAAUUUUUCUUCCCUAUCCCCCGGCGAUAAAUAAUGGCCGGUCUCUAAGUGAAUGAUUUUAAACACACACUGAAAACUUGUGAUACUUCCGUAACUUAGUGAAAAUAUUAGAAUAAAAAUAAAUAUCACUUUUACGAUAGUGCUUUCCGCGUGACUCGCGCCACCAUCAGUUUACUGUGUCUUCACAGUUUACUUUGCUUUUACACAUUACUGAAAACGGAAUUGACCCCAGCAGAGCGCCAAGGCACUUUAUUUGUGUGCGAACUUAACCUCUCCUCACUCUAAGCAAACAUUUUAAGUCAUAUUUCCGUUCUAAACGAAUUGUGUCUCAUUUUCAGGCCGAAAAGGAGCAUGGUGUUGAAGAUCCAUAUCACUGUCUGUCUGACUUUGUAGCACCGCUGGACUCAAAUAUCAAGGACUACGUCGGAUGCUUUGCUGUAUCUAUUAUGGGCGCCGAGGAGAUGGCUAAAAAGUACGUAGCUAAACGGCAUAUAACCCCUUUACAUCCUAACAUCAGUAUGCAUAUUCUCCAUACUGAUCUCUAUACAUUUCUUAAGGUGCUGAACAGGAGAAUUUGUUUUAUAAAUUAAGAGUUUCUCUAGUCGGUGAUCAUUUCCUUUAUUCUCGUGCCCCUAGUACUUGACUCAGAGGUGAUGUUGUAAAGAAAGUUAGUUGCUAGUCACUCGUAGGGAUUAAAGUGGAGAAAAUUGACGUGGAUGGAAUCUUUAAACGUUUUGAUAUAGAAACCAAGUGAUAGUACAUGACUUGUUGUCAUUGAGGUCGGCUGGUAUAAAAGAGGUAAAGCGUGGCGUUUACGGCAAAUGGCAAUCAUUUAGUUUUAAGCUGUCUCCUUUCAGUCGAUUUCACACUGAAGUCAGAGGAUUUGAAUUUAUGAAGACGAUUUUUCCGUAUUUUUCACAAUGUUGGUGUUAAGAUUUAGAGCCAAAAAAGUUCUUUCAAUUAGAGUUACUUUUAUCGUUUGCUUAAACUCACUAAGUUAAAUCAAUGAUAGUUAAACAUUAUAAAUUUGCCCUCGGAAUGCCGAUAUCGCCCUCAGUGAUAAAUAGCUUAUUUUUAGAAUUUAACGGAAUGUAAUGUUUAUUCUCUGCUUCUCAGAUUUGAUGAAGAUCUUGACGAUUACAGUGUUAUUAUGGUAAAGGCACUUGCUGACCGCUUGGCCGAAGUGAGUAACAUUUCCUCCAAUUCAGCGACGUUUAAAAUCCUUUCGGAAAUAUCUAAACUGUUGUGUUUAUCGAAGGAGCUACUCUGCGGCCUUCGACCUGUCUGAAUCGUCCACUUUAAAGUCAUAGAUCCCCCACUUGGGCUUUCCUGUUUCUCUCGAGUUCUUCCUUGGUCUUAAUCAUCAAGUACUUAAGUUAUUUUAAUGUAUGAGUUGAAUUGUAAAGUCUUGUAAUUGUAAUUGUAAGCCUUGCUCUAUUCUUGUAUUUUUCCUUGUACCAGGCCUUUGCAGAGGAACUUCAUGAACGUGUGCGCAAGGAAUUAUGGGGUUACUGUAGCGAUGAAGUUCUGGACGCGAAGGACUUACUCCGAAUCAAAUACCAGGUAAGUAGUGGUGUGUGAUUCUGAACAAUGGCUGACGGUGAUCGCCGUCAUUCAUGGCUGGAAGACUGGACCCUAGAAUAACGAUCAAAAUUUUAAGGUCUCUCUCUUAAAAAUAGACCUAACAGUGAAAAAGAGCGUGGUUCCAAUAAUGAUAUAUCCAUAGAGUACGUCCCUAAGUCAUGAAAAUAUUUGUCACUUUUUAGAAUUAAAUUUCCUCGGCGUUGACAAUGCUUGAAUUUGAAGACUGGACAACAUAAGUAAUGCAUAGCAACCUCUUUACUUUACUUCUCCAGGGAAUUCGGCCGGCACCGGGUUACCCAAGUCAACCGGACCAUACAGAGAAAAAGACCAUGUGGGAUUUAAUGAACUGUGAGAAACUAACUGGAAUCAAGUUGACAGAGUCGCUGGCCAUGGAUCCCGCUGCUUCAGUAUCGGCGGUUUUCUUCGCUCAUCCUAAAGCUGUUUACUUCUCAGUGGGAAAAAUCUGCGAAGACCAGGUAGGACACAAGUUACGCUUUGUGAAAUAACAGAGCGAUGAAAACCAAGCGCCUUUCCUCGCUCUCUCCCCCACCGUCCACUCGAGCUCUAAAUUAAACAUGGCCGGUCGAAUAAACGAACGCGAGCUUUUUGACGUUCACUCGCCUUAAGAUGACGCCUUCAAUGCAGGCUAUCUGCUUCAGUGAUAGGCUCCAAAACAAAAACUCGCGCUAAAGCUGGGUAAAACGGAUCAUGCCUUGGAAAAACGCUCAAGCAGACAAACUAGACGAAAGUUAACUUUGAAGUGUUCUUCACAUGCGGUGGCUAUGAUACAGUUCCCACUAAUAAUUGCGCCUUGUUUUCCUCUCUUUCUCUCUCACUAAGGUGAAAGAUUAUGCGGAACGAAAGGGAAUGCCAAUUGAGGAAGUCGAAAAAUGGUUAUCUCCUAUCCUCUCCUACGACAGAGACUAAACGCAAACAGAAUAAUAUUUAUCAAGAGAAACGCUUGUCGCUGUCUUGUUCACGUACUCAAUCUCGUUCCAAGAUGAUGCUCUUGAGAGCAACCUAUCCUUCGCAGAUCUGAUGUGCACGUGCCUUUCCAGCGGCGUGUCUUUUUCGCACGUUUUGGGAUCGUGUUCUACGCGGAAAUGGGCAAAUAACAUUAAGGACCCGAAUCUUUGUAAAUGAAAGGUGAACUCGAUAGGAAACGCUUGAUAGGCGGAGUACUAAGUAUAAAAGUAUCAAUUAUGUUGGUUCAAUCCUCAAAAGUCUAUUUAAAUUAUAAUGCACUACUGCAAGGCAUAACGGGUUUUCUGGGCUAUGUCAGCGUUAUAUCCUCUGACGAGGUGAGUUUGGUAAAAUGAAGUAAAUGUUUUCGAAAUGCACGAUGUUGGUAACUAUCCGUAAUGGAUUACUGUUGUCUAGGAGUUCGCUAUGUAAUAGUUUACCUUUGAAAAUAUGUUUUGUGGGAAGUAUUAUACUGAAACUGCUUAUAGUAUCGUGACAUUUAACAAGCAUGAUUAAUAACCUUGAACUUGAACUUUCAGAAUUUCAAACAUGUUCCUUCUCCCGCCGUUUCAGUACUUAAAAUCUUGCAAGUAGACACGGGGAGCAGGCUAGCGAAUCGGCAAGAAGGUGUUAUCUCGUUCUAACACUAAACAGUGUUCAAUAAGAAGCGUAGCGAAAGGAGAAGGCAGAUAGGAAUGGAGAAUUCAUGUUAUUUAAGGUUAAUGAUAUUCUUUAUUGUACAUCAUAAUACGUUUUAUAUCGUGGCUCCGAUUAUUACGCACAACAGCCCUU